Messenger RNA from Chlorella variabilis, 4041 nucleotides. RefSeq lists its product as hypothetical. The record is from RefSeq and is a predicted model, not a curated record. NCBI's taxonomy places the organism in Eukaryota, Viridiplantae, Chlorophyta, Trebouxiophyceae, Chlorellales, Chlorellaceae. The transcript has 23 exons. Gene Ontology annotation, molecular function: protein binding. The coding region runs from base 1 to 3396 and encodes 1131 amino acids.
AUGUUCGGUGCUGGCGGAGGAGGUAUUGGUGGCCCCUCCAUAGACAGCCGGCACCAGCAACAGCCUCACCACCACCACCAGCAACAGCCGGGCGGCGGCGGCGGCGGCGGAGCAAGCGGAGGGGCUGUUGCAGCAGCGCACCACCCCCACAACGGACUGCAGCCUGACCAGCAGCAGCACGCCGGCUACUACGCGCAGCACGCCGGCUACCAGCAGUGGCUGCCCGCCCAGUUUGCGCAGUUCCAGCUGAGCACCGGCUACCCGCCGCCGCCGCCGCACCCUGCGGCCGGCGGCAUCUCCUUCUACGGCCCCCUGCCGCCGGCCAUGCAGGCGGCAGGCAUGGCGGGCCCGCUGGGAGGCCACGGCGCCGGCGGCGACCCGGGGCAGCCCUUUCUGGCAAUGCACCGCAUGCUAAUGGCGCUGCCGCCAGAUGCGGCGCCGCCGCGCGGCUGGGGAGGCAUGCAGAUACAAGACCAGCUGGACAGGCGGCACCCGGCCUACGGCGGCAGCGGGCCCGCACGGGGCGGCCGCGGCGGCGCCCAGGGCCGCGGCGGCGGGUACCGAGACGGCGGCGGCGCGCGCGGGCAGGCGCGGGGCGGCCGCGGCAGGCGCGGCCGCGGCGCCCACGGCGGCCACGCCAUGGGCGGCGGCGAGGCCGGCACGCAUGACCUCCUGCUGCGCAUCAAGCGCCUGCCGCCGGAGGUGCCGCUGGAUGAAGGGGUGCUGCAGCUGCUGCACGGCCUGGACAGCCGCGGGCUGGCCAUGGUCAUCAAGGACCUGGGCAAGGGCGGGCUGCCGCACCGCGGCGCGCAGCUCUUCGACCUGCUGCGCCGCCUGGGGCCCGGCUCCCCGCUGGCCCCGCUGCUGGAUGAGUUCACCUUCACCUCCAUGAUCAGCAACUGCGUGGCGCAGCAGGACCUGGGGCGCGCCAUGGCGCUGGCGGAGGAGAUGCGUGACCGAGGGAUCGAGCGCAACGUGCACACCUUCUCCGCCCUCAUGAAUGUGUGCAUCAAGUGCGGGCAGUACAAGCUGGCCCUGGAUGUGUACCGCGACAUGCAGGCCGCGGGCUGCCCCGCCAAUGUGGUGACUUACAACACCCUCAUCGACGUGUACGGCAAGAGCGGGCAGUGGGAAGAGGCGCUGGCGGUUCUGGAGCAGAUGAAGCGCGAGCGCAUCCAGCCCGUCACCCGCACCUUCAACACCCUCAUGAUCGCCUGCAACACAUCCAACCAGUGGCAGGAGGCCUUGCGGGUGUAUGAGCAGAUGGCCGCCAGCUCCCACCCGCCCAACACCACCACCUACAACGCGCUCAUCUCCGCGCACAGCAAGGGCGGCGACCUGCCCAAGGUGCUGGCGGUGUUCAAGGAGAUGGUGCAGAAGGGCUGCGAGCGCAGCGUCAUCACCUACUCCUCCCUCAUCUCCGCCUGCGAGAAGGCGGGGGAGUGGAAGCUGGCGCUGCAGCUGUUUGAGGAGAUGCGGGGCGAGGGAUGCGUGCCCAACGUCAUUUCUUACAACUCUCUAAUCACAGCCUGCGCACAGGGCGCUCAGUGGGAGAAGGCGGCUGAGGUGUUUGAGCAGAUGCAGCGCCAGGGCUGCCGCCCAGACGUCGUCUCCUAUACCGCCCUCAUCCAGGCCUACGAGCGCGGCGGGCAGUGGCGGCGUGCACUGGCGGCGUUUGAGGAGAUGAUACGCGCUCGGCCCUGCGCCCCCGACUCUAUCGUUUACAACACCAUCAUCGACGUUCUGUGGGAGACGGGGGUGGGGUGGGCGCAGCGCAAGGCGGCCAGCCUCUUCCGGCAGGCCUCGGCCGAGGGCCUCAUCCGCUGCCACAGCCACGCCGCCGGCGGCAGCCUGGAGCUCAACCUGCACUCCACCACGCCGGGGGUGGCCCUGCUCAGCCUGCACUGCUGGCUGCACGACCUGCUCGCCAAGCUGCAGGCGGAGGGCCCGGAGGCGCUCCCCGACAAGAUCUGCAUCAUCGCAGGCAAGGGCAAGAGCAAGGAUGCGCCGCACAGCAUCAUCAAGGAGACCGUGGGCGCCCUGCUGCGCAGCCUGCGGUCGCCCUUUGAGGAGGCCCCGGACUCCACGCCCCACGUCGGCCGCCUGGAAGCUGCCGGGAAGCUGGUGGCGGAGUGGCUGGCGGCAGACGGCGCCGCGGUGCUCGCCGCCGUCAUCCCCGCGGCCGCCGCGGGGCUCGGGGCCGCCCCGCAGGCGGCGCCAGCGGCGCAAGGCGCGGCGGCCGAGGCGGCCGGAGCGCGGCCCUGCGGCAGCGACGACGGCGGCAGCCCCGUCGGCUCGCCGCCUGCGGAACCCGGCUCGUCACCCCCGCCGUCCGCCGCCGCGGCGGCCGCCGCGGCGGCGGCGGUGGCCGUGGCGGGCCUCACGCGGCCCGCCGGCAGCAGGGAGGCAGACGCUGAGCUGGAGGCGGAGCUUGCCACGGAGGCCAGGGUGGCGGAGGCCUUCCAGACCGUCAAGUUCUUUGAGGAGACGCACUGCCUCAACCUGCAGGUCAUGAGCUUCAGCUACCUGCAGAAGCGCGCGGAGCUGAUCGCGGUGGCCUGCAGCAUGGGGGCGCAGCUGGCGCUGCCAGAUGAGACGGUGUACGAUGCAGUACUGCUGCUGGACCGCGCCAUGUCCAUCCCACUCAAGGUGGCAGACGGCCUGCUGGGGGUCACCAUGGCCGCCUGCCUGGUGGUGGCGGCAGAGCAGGCGGGCCUGCCAGACGCGCACCUGCCGGCGCUGGCGGAUGUGGCGCAGGUGAUAGGCGUCCUGCCAGAGCUGCUGGGGCAGAUGCAGGCGAGCGUGCUGGCGGCCCUCGGCAACGACACAGCCUCCAUCUCAGCGCUGCGCUGCCUGAAGCUUUACCUGGAGCGGAUCGGGGGAGACAUCAGCCCUACCGCAGAAAAGAGCGCGGGCAGCCGCAGCCCCUUCCGCCUCCUGCACGAGACGCUGGCCGACAGCGAGUUCCUCAACUACCGGCCCUCGGUGGUGGCGGCCGCGGUGCUCCUCGUCGACCGUCGCUCGCGCGGCCUAUCCCCCUACUGGCCCAGCGCCCUCAGCCUCCUCACCGGAUACGGCGCGCAGGCGAGCUUCGGGCCAAAGAACACGGCUGAGCUGGCGGCGGCCGUCUCGGGUGCGCAGCGCUUGUACGACAAGCUGCAGGUGCCCGCUGCACUGUGGAACUACCAGGCCACAUCUGGGGGCCACGGCUCAGGCAGCGACUCGGAUGGUGCCGGCCCCGGCUCGGCGCCGCCCACGCCCAACACCGGCAUGGCGCUUCCCCAUCAUUCUUCCCCAUGUUCCCUGUUUCUUAAGCCAAUAUCAUCGCUCCCCUGCUCCCAUCCACGCCCUGCUGCGAGCCGCUCCCUGGCGCUGUUCUUCUGCACCAUACCCUGACCCUGCCCUACACUGCACCGACCAGCUGCCUGGUGGCGCUGUGGAACUUCCCAGUGCUGAGUGAACAAUGGAUUUAAUUCAGCGCGUUGCGUGUGUGUGCCGUCCCGUGUUGUGUGCCCCCUUGCAUGCAUUGCAUGAGUGUGUGUUCUUCCUUGCAAUUUCAACCUGCUUUAUUCCUCCCUGCCGGUCAGACGUCUCCCAUGCGUGCAGCAGCUGCCUUGCUGCACGAGCAUGCUAUUUUUUAUCUUCCUCGAGCAUGCAGCACGCACCAUGCGCCCUGCACGAUAAUGCCUCUGCACAGCAGAACGCUCCCAUUUUUGCCGUUGACGGCGCCGUUGGCUAGGCCGCCGCAGUGGCCUGCCAUUGAUGUUUGUGUUUCCCACGCACCAACGAGUAUUUGAAUACUAGCUGUGCUGCCUGCCCUUCCUAAACAUGCCACAUACUACGGUGAGAAAUGCUGCUUGGAGGUCGCUUUCAUGGCCACCCUUGACGCCACCCCUUGCCGGUCGAGAAGCCAUGCUGUGUGCCACCGAUUGAUUCUGCCCUGUUCCUUCCUGCCUGUUGCGUGCCAACGCCUUGCCUUGCUGGUGCGCCCAUUUCGUUCCAACGGAUGAACCCCAUGCUGUUGUAAACACUGAUCCAGUA